Molecule: messenger RNA, 3328 nt
Organism: Gymnodraco acuticeps
Lineage: Eukaryota; Metazoa; Chordata; Actinopteri; Perciformes; Bathydraconidae
Gene: lrch4
Product: leucine-rich repeats and calponin homology (CH) domain containing 4
Exons: 18
Coding region: 236-2179 (647 amino acids)
Molecular function (GO): protein binding
Source: RefSeq, a predicted model, not a curated record
GCUUGACGCAACUUCCUGAAAGAUUGACAGCUUGAAUCGCUCUCCUUUACGAGUGGAAACGAUAGCUCCCGUUGUGUGAGAGCCGCUAUCACAACUCACGGCGCCACCUUUCCUCGGAUUUUACGUUGUACUUUUAAAGAAGUUUACAGGAAGCGUUCUCAGGUUGGAGUUUAUGACAAUACUCGGGGUAUGAAAGUGGAGCGGGCGCCUGAAACAAAGUAAAAGAGGAGGUUUGAUGGCUGCUGGGGAUGGAGCCCAGCUGCCUGCCACCGUAGCGGCCAGCCGGAGCGUGGAGAAGGCGCUGGAGGAGGCUGCUGCUAGCGGGGCUCUCAACUUGUCCAACCGAAAACUGAAGGAGUUUCCCCGCAGUGCCAGGAACUACGACCUGUCCGACAUCACACAUGCAGAUCUGUCCAAGAACCGCCUGUGUGAGCUGCCGGAGGAGCUGUGUCAGUUCAUCUCCGUGGAGACGCUGAGUCUUUACCACAAUGGGAUGCGUUCAUUGUCCUCCAGCCUGGGCAACCUGCAGGCCCUCACCUACCUCAACCUCAGUCGUAAUCUUCUGUCCAGUUUACCCCCAUCGGUGUUUCAGCUUCCCCUCCUGCGAGUGCUCAUAGUGAGCAACAACAAGCUGUGUUCACUACCUGCCUCCAUAUACUCCCUCACACACCUCCGGCAGCUGGAUGUGAGCUGCAAUGAGCUGCAGGGUUUGCCAGCAGAGCUCGGACAGCUGGAGUCUCUGAGGGAUCUGAACCUGAGGAGGAACCAGCUCACCACUCUGCCUGAAGAAAUAUCCGAGCUCCCUCUGGUCCGGCUCGAUGUGUCCUGCAACCGCAUUUCCCAUGUGCCCCUGUGCUACCGCCACCUGCGGCACCUGCAGACCGUCCUGCUGGACAACAACCCGCUGCAGAUGCCCCCGGCGCAGAUCUGCUCCAAGGGAAAAUACCACAUCUUCAAGUAUCUCAACAUGGAGGCCUGCAAGAGAAACCAAGAGGAGCUGGAGAGACACCUGAGGCCCACCGGGUUCAACAGCUGUCUGUCAGAACAGGAGCUGUUCACAGGUCAGUUCGGAGGGUUGGAUUCUGGCUUCAACAGUGUGGACAGCGGCAGCAAACGCUGGUCUGGGAAUGAGUCAGCAGAUGACUUCUCGGAGCGUUCCCUCCGAUUAGCUGAGGUCAGCAGAGACCAGAGGAACCUGGAGGAGGAAGAGGAGGAGGAAGAGGAGCAUGGAUCUCCUCUGGAAGCUAACAAAGUGAAUGGAGAUGCUGGGCAUGUGGACUUCAUUGACAGCAGUGUGACAGAGGAAGAGGAGGAGAUGAGGAUGCACCCCCCCACACCCCCCCUCACAGCUCCUCCUCUGGAGCAGAGUGAGAGCUCUUCCCCGCCCCAAAGCCACGACUCAACAACAUGCAGGUCCAGCCUCCAUGUGGACGUGGGCCCCCCAUCAUCGAACUCCGCCUCCCCCCUGUCCCCCUCCAGCCCCUCCCUGGAGGAGCGCAGGAGGCCGGGCACCCUGUUCAUCUGGCAGGAGAGAGAGCGCCUGCAGCAGCAGCAGAGGGACAAGGCCAGUUUGCUGAAGUCAUCCACCAAAACAGGAAGUCAUGUGGCCCCUGCACCACAGACAGGAAGUAGCUCAGCUGGUGGAUCUCCAGAGAGCAGCAGCUCUCUGUCAGGGCUCCGGCAGCGCUGUGCAAGUGCUGAUCAGAUGAGCGCAGCGCCUCCUCCAACACUUCUGCAGCGCUCCAGCAGCAGAUCAGAUGUUCCGUCCUCCCCCCCCGGUCAGACCCAGAGACCCAACAGCUUCCUGUUCCGCACCUCCUCCCGCACCAACGUCAAACCCACAGUGUUCACUCUGGGGGAGUCUGGCAGGAGCGAGUCUCGAACCAUGCUGCGUUCUCCUAAAGAGGAGAGGGCCGACAUCACACAACUACGCAAGACUCUGGAGUCCCGUCUGAAGGUCUCCCUGCCGGAGGAUCUGGGCGAGGCCUUGACUAACGGCACGGUGCUCUGCCAGCUGGUGAACCAGAUCAGAGUGCGCUCCGUGUCCAUCAUCCACGUCCCCUCCCCAGCAGUGCCAAAACUGAGCUCAGCAAAAUGUCGACUGAACGUGGAGAACUUCCUCUCUGCGUGUAGGAAGCUGGGAGUCUCUGAGGUAAUGACAUCAUCAAACCACGCCUGAGGAACCUAGUUGCCUGCAUGAUUCAGCUGGCUAGCAUCAAGUGAUCCAGGGUGCUCUGGGACAGGAGGCUUCCAUUGAAAAGUGUGUAUCCAUUCCCCUUUAGCUACUCAGUCACACAGCCCACAUGCACACCUGCAGAGUUCAUGACUGCCACGGUUUGAAUGACACAAACACGUUAUGAUUCCGAUCACACACCCUUUUCCAUUAAACACACCACCCUCCUUCCUGUACAGUGUGAGUGUGUGCUUGUUCUGAUGCACAAGGUUUCUUGUUUCAAAGCGAAGUUGUUUUAGUAACUCGGGUUUAAUAGCUUUCCACUUCAGCCCUGAAGGCAAUAAACACUCCAACAGUGUGUCGUGUUUGUGAUAUCCACUGGACUGAAAUGACAUGCUUUUCCAGGGAAUGCCACUGAGCACGUCCUGUCAGCGUGUGACCCUUCACCAGCAGCUGGCCUCAUGUUCUCCGUUUACAAGCUAAUACAAUCUAAUACAUUUCACAGCCAAAGGGUUAAGAUCAUGUGACUUCAUCAUCAAUAUUUAUUGUAACAGAUAAUACCUACUUGUUUACAGGGUGGGGCGCCACAUGGGGACACAUGUUAUCCAGAUUGGAAUCCAGGAUUUUUAAUAAUAGGAGAAAGAUUAAUAUAAUUUAUUCUUCAUUUAUUUGUAAGUCCAAAUUGAACAAUUCUUUGUAAAUGUAGCAUCCGUCAACUAAUAUAAGCCAUGGCUCCUGACACGCCUCCAUGAUCGCUGAAAGAGUGAUAGCCUACUCAUGUUUAGUUGAUCAUUAAGGAAAUAUAAUAUUUCAGGAAAUUGCCCAAAAAUCUUUGGGCAUAAUUGUAUAUAUUGUGAGCAAUAUGACUGCAGAUGUAGUCUAAAUAGAACUUUUUAGAAGAAUCCUCACUCAGAAAGCCAGGCUUCAUAUUGGAGCUGAGAGUUAGCAGCUGGCUUGUUUCGUUUGAUGUGUUGAAAACAACUUGGAAGCAACAAGGCACAUACUGAUAUUCACAGAAGGCGUGUUUUGGGUUCCAACAGAGGUAAAAGCAGCAAAUUCUACCCCUUAAUUAAUGUGUCCAAGCAUGUGCACGUCUGCAUGAAUCAUACAGUAUUUAUAAAGCCUACCUGCAUCUGUACAUGUUUCUUCCUCUCU